AUGUCAAUCAAACUGCAACUGCUCAAUCUGCAAAGUAGCAUAAGCGCCACAACAAUGGUGGGGAGCAGAGUCUUCCCAGUUUAUCUUUUUAUUCUUCUCGCAAUAUCAGUUAAUCCAUCAUCACAACGAGCUGUAAUACCUGGUCAAUUGAAUGGCGGUGAUUUAAUAACCACAGCUAGUCCAUCAUCGUUAAUAAUCAAACGUCAUACUCAUAAGCCUCCGUCUACAAUAAGCACCACAACACCAUCAAAUCAAAUUGCGACGACCACUGCACUUUCACAAAUAACCAGCGUUGCUUCAACAGAAAAUCCAUCUCCUACAAAUGAUGCAUCAAAUUCAGACACGACGUCGUCCGCUAAAACCAACAUUCUCAGUAAACCAGCUGUCGUUGCUGGAAUCGCUAUCGCGGUGGCCGCUUUCGGAAUAUUAAUCGGUUGGCUGGGCUGUAUUUGUUAUACAAGACGAAAACAACGCAACAGCUCUGGAGCCACGCAGGAUCGCGGCUUAUCCGAGUGGAAAAGAGCAAGCGCUGUGUUCGAUGCAGCUCUCUUACGUCUCCCGAGAUUCUUCUUCGAAGAGGAAGAAGACGAUGGACUAACGAACAAUAUAGCCAAUGUGUCAGAGGUUGGUUCUGUCGACGGUGAGAAUACCAUACAAGCACCUCUUCGUGUUCGCUGGGUUCACCCAGGAUAA
Molecule: messenger RNA, 693 nt
Organism: Paraglomus occultum
Lineage: Eukaryota; Fungi; Glomeromycota; Glomeromycetes; Paraglomerales; Paraglomeraceae
Source: the annotation of a GenBank genome assembly